AUGGGAAGCCCCGGCCACACCCAUCCUGCCACGUCGCAGGGGCGGCGGCGUGGCUCCACACCGCGCCAGCGGCCCCACGCCUCAGACCACGGUUUCAGGGGGAAACGUGAGCCAGCCCGGGGUUCAGAGACACACAGGGACUGCUUUACGGAUUUGCACCACCGGGAUCGGAAACUCAGAGGGCAGCAGCCCGGAGCGGACGCGAUCCUCGGGACCGCCAUGCCACGCCCGCGGCUCCCCUUCUCGGGCCCCUCGCCCCGCGGGCCCGGGGGCCACGUGACGUGGCGGGGGCGUGGCGCGGUCACGUGGACCGGCCCGCCCUCCGCACCACGCAUGCGCCAGUCGAGCCCCACCCGCAGCCCGACCCGGCCAAGGCUGGGGCCACCCUGCCGCGUUGCAAAAGAUGACGGCAUCCCGUCUGCAUGUCCGAGUGCAGCUACUGAAGCUGUUCCAUAUGCAAUAAUUCAAUCAAUUCGGUGGGAUUUAUUCCAGCGUGGGAACUGGGGGUCUAGAAAUAACAAAUCAGUGUUAGCUAUCUGCUUCUGCUCUGAGGCCAAGUUUAAAACAUUCACCAAGGAACUGCAUACAUAG
Molecule: messenger RNA, 591 nt
Organism: Rangifer tarandus platyrhynchus (Svalbard reindeer)
Lineage: Eukaryota; Metazoa; Chordata; Mammalia; Artiodactyla; Cervidae
Source: the annotation of a GenBank genome assembly